CUCAAGCACUUCUGUGCAAGAAUCUCCUGAAGAAAUGGAGGAUGAAAAGAGAGAACCUGCUGGAAUGGGGGUUCCUGAUACUUUUAGCCCUUCAUAUGUGCAUACUUUCACAUUUAAAUCAAAAUGUCCAUUUUCCUGGAAUGCCUCCCCAGAACCUGGGAAGGGUAGAUAAAUAUAAUAGGUCUUUUAUGGAUGUUGUGUACACACCAGUCUCCAACUUGACCCAGCAGAUAAUGAAUACGACGGCAUUUGCCCCCGUUAUGAAAGGGAGAAGAAUCAUUGGGGCACCAGAUGAGAAAUCCAUGGAUGAAAUAAUGCUGGACACUUUCUCAUACAGCGUGGGCGUCAUCUUUAACGACUCUUUCUCUUAUAAGUUAAAAUUUUAUCGGAGAUAUUACGUUCCCAUUUUGAAGGAGGAUUUUUUCACAGCUUACUGCCAGCGUACGAAUAUCAAUGACUUUUCCUGUGCACUGGAGAGAUACUGGAAAGGAGGAUUCGUGCCUCUACAAGCUGCCAUUAAUGCUGCUAUUAUACAAAUGACAGCAAAUCACUAUGUGAUGGAGGAGUUGAUGUCAGUUACUGCUGUAAAUAUGAAGACACCACCCUUUAUCUUUAAGGAGAACCUUCAAAAUGAGAUGUUCAUUUUUUACUGCUUGGCUUACUUCUCCCCGUUUCUAUAUUUCCUAUCACUCAAUGUUACAAGAGAGAGAAAAAAGUAUAAGGAUUUGAUGAACUUGAUGGGUCUGCAAGAUUCAGCCUUCUGGCUCUCCUGGGGUUUAAUCUAUGCUGCCUUCAUCUUUGUCACUUCCGUAAUCAUCACAGUCAUCAUAACAUCUACUGAAAUUAUCAUCCUGACAGGCUUCACGGUCAUAUUUACUCUCUUUUUCUUGUAUGGCUUAUCCUUGAUCGCUCUGGCGUUCCUGAUGACUGUGCUGCUAAAGAAAACCUUCCUCACCAGUUUGCUCGUGUUUCUGCUCACCCUCUUCUGGGGGAGUGUGGGAUUCACUGCGUUUCACCAACAACUUCCUUCACCUUUGAAGUGGGUUUUCAGUAUCUGCAGCCCCUUUGCCUUCAGCGCUGGUCUUAACCAGAUUAUCCACCUGGAUUAUACUAUGAAUGGUGUCAUUUUUCCUGAUGCUUCUGGAGACUCAUAUAUAAUGAUAGCUACUUUUUCCAUGUUGACUUUUGAUGCCCUUUUAUACUUGGUGUUGGCGUUAUACUUUGACAAAAUCUUACCCUAUGGAAACGAGUCCCAUUAUUCGCCAUUGUUUUUCCUGAACUUGUCAUCUUGUAUUCAACACCGGAGGACUGGUAGUCAUGUCGCUGAGAAAGGCGUGGACCCUGAGCCCCCCUCUGAUGAUCACUGUGAGCCCAUAGCCCCAGAAUUCCAGGGGAGAGAAGCCGUCAGAAUCAGAAAUGUUAAAAAAGUAUAUAAAGAAAAGACUGGAAAAGUGGAAGUACUGAAAGGCUUGUGCUUUGACAUCUACGAAGGUCAGAUCACGGCAAUUCUGGGUCACAGUGGGGCUGGCAAAUCGGCGUUGCUGCGCGUCCUUAGCGGGUCGUCUGUUCCAACAGAAGGAUCAGUUACCAUCUAUAAUAAAAAUCUCUCUGAAAUGCAAGACUUGGAGGAAAUCCAAAAGAUAACUGGUGUUUGUCCUCAAUUCAAUGUUCACUUUGACACGCUCACUGUAAAGGAGAACCUCAGGCUGUUUGCAAAAAUAAAAGGAAUUCAGCCAAAGGACGUGGAACAAGAGGUACAAAGAGUUUUACUGGAAUUGGACAUAGAGAACAUUCAGGAUAAUCUUGCUACACUUUUAAGUGAAGGUCAAAAAAGAAAGCUGACCAUUGGGAUUGCCCUUUUAGGAGAUCCUCAAGUUUUGCUAUUAGAUGAGCCAACUGCGGGAUUGGACCCUUUCUCAAGACAUCGAGUGUGGAGCUUCCUCAGGGAGCGCAAAGCAGGCCGCGUGAUCCUCCUGAGCACCAACCUGACGGAUGAAGCGGACAUCCUGGCUGAUAGGAAAGUGAUCCUGUCCAGCGGGAGGCUGAAGUGUGCGGGCUCCUCUGUCUUUCUGAAGCGAAGAUGGGGUCUCGGCUAUCACCUAAGUUUGUACAGAAAUGAAACGUGUGAUCCAGAAAAAAUAACAUCCCUCAUUAAUCACCACAUCCCUGAUGCUAAAUUGAAAACGGAAAGCAAAGAAAAGCUUGUGUAUACAUUGCCUGUGGAAAGGACAAAUAAAUUUCCAGACCUUUUCGGUGACCUCGAUGAGGGUUGCAGCCUGGGUGUGAUGAGUUAUGAGGUUUCCACAUCAACUCUGAAUGAAGUCGUCACGAAACUGGAAGGAAACUCAGUGGCUGAGCAAGAUUUUGAACAAGAGGAGAUGAGCAGGGACACGGGUCGGCUGCAUGAGAUGGAUCCACCUUGCCCUUCUGCCCCCGAAACGCAGAAGGCUGUGAGCGUCGCGGGCCUCUGGAGGCUGCAGUUCUGGGCGAUGGCACGGCUCCGUUUCUUACAGUUAAGAAGAGGAAAGAAAGGGCUUCUGACCCUACUGUUCGUGUUUGGAGUUGCAGUGUUCCCUUUGAUUGUGGAAAGCAUAUUCUAUGCUGUGUUGAAUGAAACCACUGAUUGGGAAUUUAAACCUGAGUUGUAUUUCCUCUCUCCGGGACAACUUCCCCAAGACCCCCGUACCAGCUUAUUGAUCAUCAAUAACACAGAAUCAAACAUUGAAGACUUCAUACAGUCACUGAAGCAUCAAAAUAUACUUUUGGAGGUAGAUGACUUUGAAAAUAGAAAUGGCACCGAAGAUCCGUCUUACAACGGGGCCAUCAUCAUUUCUGGCAAACGAAAGGACUAUCAGUUCUCAGUCGUGUGCAACACCAGGAGGCUGCACUGCUUUCCCGUCCUCGUGAGCGUCGUCAGCAACGCGCUGCUUCGGAUGUUCAAUCAAACGCGGCGCAUUCGGACCGAGAGAAGCGCAUACCCUUUGGGCCACGCGCUGCUCUGGACGGGGCUCCCCCAAGGCUCGUUCUUCUUGUUUUUUGUCACGUGCAGCCUGUCUCCUUACAUCGCCAUGAGCAGUGUCAGCGAUUACAAAAAGAGAACCAAGUCCCAGCUGUGGGUCUCUGGCCUCUUCCCCUCUGCGUACUGGUGUGGGCAGGCGCUGGUGGAUGUCAGCCUCUACAGUCUCAUUCUCCUUUCCAUGUAUUUGAUUUUCUACCUAGCGAACAUGGUGUACAUUUAUCUCACAAGUCGAGUUAUAUUUGCUUUGGUUGUCAUGACGCUUGGUUAUGCAGCUUCACUUGUCUUCCUGACAUACGUGAUAGCGUUUGUUUUUCGUAAGAGGAGAAAAAAUAGCGGCCUUUGGUCAUUUUGCUUCUAUGUAGUCACGGUCAUCUCAUUUGGCAUCAUCAUGCUAUUUGCUCCAGACGUCCCUGUCCUGAUAACUUGCAUGACUUUAGUUCCCUCGGCAACCUUGAGUGGAUUUACAGCUUUUUUGCAACAGAGAAUCCCUCGAUACAGGAUAAAAUAUCAAGAGGCAAAUUAUGACCUGAGUGCAGCUGACUUUCUGGUGUGCCUAAUACCGUACUUUCAGGCUUUGCUCUUCAUGUUUGUCCUGCGAUGCCUAGAAGCAAAAUGUGGAAAGAAAAUAAUGCAGAAGGAUCCUGUUUUCAGCAGAGAUGCUCGUUCAAACGCAGAAAAACCUGUAGCUGAAGACGAAGAUGUCCAAGCAGAAAGAAUAAGAACAGCCACCGCCCUGAACACGUCAAUAGAGGAGAAACCGGUCAUAAUUGCUAGCUGUCUGCACAAAGAAUAUGCAGGCCAGAAGAAAAGGUGCUUUUCAAGAAGGAGGAAGAAGACAGCAGUGAGAAACAUCUCCUUCUGUGUUAAAAAAGGAGAAAUUUUGGGGUUGCUGGGACCUAGCGGUGCUGGUAAAAGCUCGUCUGUCAGAAUGAUAUCUGGGAUGACGACGCCAACGGCUGGAGAGGUGGAGCUGACGGGGUACGGUUCGGAUCCGGGUCAGCAGGGGGACGCCAGCAUCCGGUUCCUGGGCUACUGUCCCCAGGAGAACGUGCUGUGGCCCAGCCUGACCACGCGCGACCAUCUGGAGGUGUUUGCCGCCGUGAAAGGGCUGCAGCGAGCAGACGCCCGAGUGGCCAUCUCACGGCUGGUGGACGCCUUCAAGCUGCACGAACAGCUGAACGUUCCCGUGCAGAAGUUACCGGGAGGGGCCGCCAGAAAGCUGUGUUUUGUGCUGAGCCUCCUGGGAGACCCACCCAUCCUGCUUCUGGAUGAGCCGUCCACGGGCUUGGACCCCACGGAGCAGAAGCAGCUGUGGCAGACGAUCCAGAGAGCCGUCAGAAACACGGCUCGGGGGGCCCUGCUGACCACCCACUCCAUGGCUGAGGCGGAGGCCUUGUGCGACCGUGUGGCCGUCAUGGUGUCCGGCAGGCUGAGAUGCAUCGGCUCCAUCCAACACCUGAAAAACAGCCUUGGCAAGGAUUACAUUCUGGAAUUAAAGCUGAAGGAGGCUUCCCAGGGGAUGUCGGUCCACACAGAGGUCCUGCGGCUUUUCCCUCAGGCCGCCCAGCAGGAAAGGUACUCCUCCUUCUCGGCUUACAGAUUGCCUGUGCGGGACGUUCAGCCCCUCUCCCAGGCCUUUCACAAGUUAGAGACAGUGAAACGUAACUUUAACCUGGAAGAAUACAGCCUCUCUCAGUGCACCUUGGAAAAGGUGUUCAUAGAACUUUCUAAGGAGCAGGAGCUGGGAAAUGUCGAUGAAGAGGUUAAUACAACCAUGAGAUGGAAACUCCUCUGCCCCUCAGAGGGCCCGUGAAGCCUCCAGUCUGAUCAUUCUCUGUUGAUGUGAUUUAAGCUCAUGUCAUAUGUAACAAUUAGCAGCAUAUAUAAUUUUAAAACGGCUUCCCAGUUGGUGCUAGUGGUAAAGAACCUGCCUGCCAAUGCAAGAGACACAAGAGACGCGGGUUCCAUCCCUGGGUUGGGAAGGUCCCUUGGAGGAGGGCACGGCAACCCACUCCAGUGUUCUUGCCUGGAGAACCCCCUGGCCAGAGGGGCCUGCUGAAUAGCACAGGGAACCUGUACUCAGGGCUCUGUGGUGACCUGAAUGGGAAGGAAAUCCCCAAAGGAAGAGCUGUAUGUAUAUGUAUAACUCUCUUUGCUGUACUGUGGAAACUCUCACAACAUUGUAAAGCAACUAUACUUCAAUAAAAAUGAAUA
This is a messenger RNA of Budorcas taxicolor (takin), 5233 nucleotides long. It is a transcript of the gene ABCA6, whose product is annotated as ATP binding cassette subfamily A member 6. NCBI's taxonomy places the organism in Eukaryota, Metazoa, Chordata, Mammalia, Artiodactyla, Bovidae. Gene Ontology annotation, biological process: lipid transport; transmembrane transport. Gene Ontology annotation, cellular component: intracellular membrane-bounded organelle; membrane. The record is from RefSeq and is a predicted model, not a curated record. Bases 42 to 4832 code for a protein of 1596 amino acids. The transcript has 38 exons. Gene Ontology annotation, molecular function: lipid carrier activity; ABC-type transporter activity; ATP binding.